Molecule: messenger RNA, 1806 nt
Organism: Erigeron canadensis
Lineage: Eukaryota; Viridiplantae; Streptophyta; Magnoliopsida; Asterales; Asteraceae
Product: protein NRT1/ PTR FAMILY 4.6-like
Exons: 5
Biological process (GO): transmembrane transport
Cellular component (GO): membrane
Molecular function (GO): transmembrane transporter activity
Source: RefSeq, a predicted model, not a curated record
AUGUUUAUCACAUAAUAGGAAAAAGAUGUGCUCAUUGAAGGUAAGGUGGACUGGAAAGGAAGAGCUGCUACAAAGCGGAAACAUGGAGGGAUGCGAGCCGCGCUUAUCAUUUUAACGGCGUUUGCAUUUGAAAACAUGGCAAAUUUGGCUCUCGCGGUGAACUUAGCGACAUAUUUCAAUUCAGUAAUGCAUUUUGACAUUUCUGACGCAGCAAACUACCUAACAAACUUUAUGGGCACUAGCUACAUUCUUUCCAUUCUUAUGGCUUGUCUUGCCGAUGCCUACAUAGGCCGAUUUAGAACAGUUCUUAUCGCCACCAUUGUAGAAUGUUUGGGAUUUGCAUUACUCACAUUACAAGCUCACUACAAAAAGCUCAAACCACCUGAGUGUAACAUCUUUUUGCCAACAGCCAACUGUGAGAAAGUGAGCGGAGGAAAUUCCGUGUUGUUGUUCUUCGGGGUCUAUCUGCUGGCUCUUGGUUGUGGGGGUGUGAAAGCAGCAUUGCCAUCACAUGGCGCGGAUCAAUUCGACCAAAAAGAUCCCAAGGAGUCUGCCCAGAUGUCAACUUUCUUUAACUGGUUGCUACUAGGCGUUGCAGUGGGUGGUUCCGUUAGUUUAACUUGCUUCGUUUGGGUGCAAGACAAUAAAGGUUUUGAUCGGGGUUUUGGGCUGUCGUUGAUCGCGAUGAUCUUGGGUUCAAUCAUCUUGGUUUUUGGAUUGCCAUUGUAUCGGAUACAUGUUGCAAAGGGAAGCAGUGUCAUUACAGAAGUUAUACAGGUUUACGUUGCAGCCAUCAGAAAUAGAAACCUUCAACUUCCAGGGGACUCUUCUGGGCUACAUGAGAUCCCAAUGGACAAAGAAGCUGCAACUCGUCAAGAAUUCUUACCCCAUAGAGAUGUCCACAGGUGGCUAGACAAAGCGGCAGUCCGAUCUGAUAGCACUGAUCAAUCUCCAAGUCCAUGGAAACUUUGUGGGGUUACACAAGUCGAAAAUGCAAAAAUCUUACUAGCCAUGGUUCCAGUUUUUUUGUGUAGCAUCAUUAUGACACUUUGCUUAGCCCAACUUCAAACAUUUUCAGUUCAACAAGGCAUCACCAUGGAUAUUAGGCUCACAAACUCUUUCAAUAUGCCACCUGCAUCCCUCCCGAUUAUUCCUGUAGCAUUUCUCCUCAUUUUAAUCCCGAUCUAUGACCAAAUAUUUGUACCCGUGGUGCGUAGAUUUACUGGUAUCCCUACGGGCAUAACUUACUUGCAAAGAAUAGGAGUUGGACUUAUCUUGUCUGCGAUAUCAAUGGCAAUCGCCGGUUUCAUGGAAGUGAAGCGAAAAAAUGUUGCAAAAGACAAAAACAUGUUAGACGCGAUCCCUAUCCUUCAACCGUUGCCCAUCAGUGUGUUCUGGUUAUCAUUCCAGUAUUUUGUGUUCGGUGUAGCAGAUAUGUUCACGUACGUGGGGCUACUCGAGUUUUUCUACUCACAAGCACCAAAAUCAAUCAAAUCCAUCUCUUCUUGCUUCCUCUGGAGCUCAAUGGCUCUUGGGUAUUACUUGAGUAGUAUCAUGGUUCAGAUAGUGAACCAUGCAACAAAAGGGGACACGAAAAGCGGUGGAUGGUUGGCUGGAAACAACAUAAACCGGAAUCAUCUGGAAGACUUUUACUGGCUGCUUGCUAUUUUGAGUACCAUCAAUUUCGUGAUUUAUCUAUUUGUUGCAAAUAGGUACAAGUAUAGGCCAGAAAGUCUUGAAGCUGAGGAAGAGUAUGAGGUGCAUCAGUUGAUUAAGUCAUCGGAUGGUUCGAUGGAGAAACUAUAA